AUGGAACUAUCAGGGGUUGGGGAAUCCUCUGACGGUUCGACAAUUGAAGAAGCUGAUCCGGCUUCAUUCCCCUUGUUUGGUGGCGCUUUUGGAAACAAAGAAUGGCGAGUCUUUGCUGGAAAGGGUUCGGAAGACGGUCGAUGUUGGGGUUUUUCCGUGGUCUAUGCUAGCUGUCAUGCUAGUGUUCGUGUUGAGCAAUGGGGUUCCCUUCGUCGUUUGCUGCAGGAUUGGCAGUAUCCUUGGAUCAUGAUUGGGGAUUUCAAUGAAAUUGCUCACUCUUCUGAGAAUUUUCCGUUUACUUGGAACAAUCAACGUUGCGGGGAGGCAAAUAUCCGCCAACGGCUUGACCGUGCCUUGGUCUCUUCUGACUGGCGUCUUUUGUUUCCUAGAGCUUCUCUUAGCCAUUGCUCAGUGGCGGGCUCUGAUCAUGUAGCUUUGCUUCUUGAUUUCCAACCUAUUUUCUCCUUUAAAGCUCGUCAAUUUUAUUUUGAUGCCCGUUGGGUUUCUCAUGUGGAUUGUCACGCCAUUAUUGAGGCUGCUUGGAAAUCUCGUUUUCAUGGGUCUCCGUUUAUUUUGUUGGGCGGCUAG
This is a messenger RNA of Cornus florida, 588 nucleotides long. RefSeq lists its product as uncharacterized. The record is from RefSeq and is a predicted model, not a curated record. NCBI's taxonomy places the organism in Eukaryota, Viridiplantae, Streptophyta, Magnoliopsida, Cornales, Cornaceae. Gene Ontology annotation, molecular function: catalytic activity. The coding region runs from base 1 to 588 and encodes 195 amino acids. The transcript has 3 exons.